GAAAAGAACUUUCAAUGGCUAAGUGGGCAGCAGAUUGGCUGGUGCCCAGAACGCAUCGCGAUAGAGCCUCUAAUAUAAGAAAAAAUUUCCUCAGACAAAGUUAAUAGCUUUCCAGCCUGUGUAGCGACCUGGCACGUGAAAGCUAAUGCUACCUAUAUUGAAGGUCUGUGGGAAGAGCGGGGACUACCCGAGCCCGGCCCCGCCCCGCCCCCCGGGGUCCCUGCCCAGGCGGAGGCCAAGGCAGAAGCGGCGGCGCCUGCGCUCUGCCGCCCAAGAACCUCCAGUGGUUCUCAACUUCUCUCUGAAGAUGGCGGACCCCACUUUUGCUGGUACCACUAAUGGCACAUCUUUGCGGGGUCUACGUGAACGAUUGGUUGCCGUAGCUCAAGAACUAGCUGAAGAAAGGAGACGUAAACGUGGUCUUGAGUCUUCUGCAGUUUCACUUAAGAAAUCGUCAUGUACACCUGUUUUAGAUGGUUCUGUCCUUAAAAAUGAUGUCAAACAGCAGCUAGCCAAGGAACGCAGAGAAGAACAGAAACGUCAGCAAGAGGCCAACAAGGAAAAACAACUGCUUGAGAAAGAACAGAAGGCGAAGCUGCAGUACGAAAAACAGUUGGAAGAAAAACACCGCAAGCUGAAGGAACAAAAGGAAAAGGACGAACGACGACGAGCAUCUGCAGAAGAAAAAAGGAAACAGAAGCAGGCAGAAGACAAAGAAAAAUUUAAGGCUGUUGUGUCUCGUACAAUGGAGCGAUGCAAUCUCAUUGAUAAACGUCAGAAAAGGUGGUCGUGGGAGGGUAGUGUGAUGAAUACUGACAAAUCUGGAAAACCGGAAAAUAAACGAAGCUCCUCUAUGAGUAGAAAAGAAAACCAAUUGCAGACCAGUGGUGAUUUGCAACAUGUGAACAACAGACCAAGCAUGACCAAAUAUGUUUUCCGCUAUGUUACUGUACCAAUGUUUACUAGUGAAGAGCUAAAGUCUUCUGCUAUGUUCUGUAAACCAUCAGCAAAAGCACCAGUUACAGCAAAAUUAGAAGUAACACCCAUAAAGAAAGUAGAAACUCCUCUCAAGGGAGAUGUGGAAGGACCAGCAAAGGUGGUGAAUCUAGAAAUCCCACCCAAAAUAACAAUUGAAGUACCCUCUCCAACGAACUUGGAAGAACCAUCUGAAGGUGAUGUGGAAGUAAAACUCCAAAACAUGGAGGACAUCUCUAAAGUUAAAGUGGAAAUUUCUCCAGAGGCAGAUGUCAAAGUAUCUAUUGAUGAGAACAUAGCAAGAUACCCUAAACCAAAUGUUGAAGAACUCCCCUCAGUGAGUAUGGAUGCCUCUUCAAGUAUUGAACCAUCCUCCACGGUGAGUGAGGACUCAUUCCCCUCCCCGAGUACAGCAUCAUCCUCCUUUGUGAGUGUGGAAAUAUCUCCUGUUGUCAGCUUGGAUGCCUCACCUGAAACAAGCAUAGAUGCCUCACCUGAAUCAAGUAUGGACUCAGGGAGUAUGGAAGUGGCCUUAGGAAACAAUCUAGAAGCACCUCUUCAGGCCAGUGAGGAAUCAUACUUUGAUGAGAGUGUGCAAGAACAACCUCAGGUAAAUGUUGCAGGAUCACCAAAGAACCCAGAAAUGGACAAAAGGAACGUAAACCUAAACCUUACCACCAAGAAACAAGCACCAUGCCACAUACCAUGUUACCGAUGGCCAUCAUCUCCUGCCCUUGGGUGGCGCCCACCUUCUCCCUUAAAGGCUCUGCAGAGUCGAAAGAUACGACCUCCGUCUCCCCUACCAGUCUCAUCAAGAUUAUCAACGAAGACUUCUUUGUCAUAUAGAAUAACCCCAGUUCAGAAUAUCCUAUAUGUGCCAAAUGCAUUAGGUAUAAUAGCAGCAAAGAAAGACAACAUCCAAAAGCACAUGAUCCAAAAAGAAUCUGGUUAUAAAAGUAUGCCAAGUGGUGAAGUUGCCAAGAAAGCUUUGGUACAGGUGCAGCAUGCUGCUUAUGAACAAAAAGGCAAAAAGGAGAAAGAAAGAGUCCAGAAAGAAGAGAUAAAGCAAAGCAUUGCUAGGAAAUCAGAAGUUAUGGAGAAGAAACUGAAUGAAGUCCCAGCAGGAGAAUCCUCACCACGCAAAGAUGAGCAACGAGAAAAAGAUCCAACAAAGCCACUUCUUGAGUUACCAGAAGACCAGAAAGAACAGCUACAGAAAGGGGACAGCGCCAUGAUGAACCCUCACGACAGUGCUGAACAGAGAAAGAAGGAACAGGAAAGAAUUAUGCUACAAAAUUGGCAAGAAAGAUUAGAAAGGAAAAAGAGGGUUGAGGAAAUAAUGAAGUGGACAAGGAAGACAGAUGAGAAUACCUCUAAGGCUUCAGAAAUAUCUUCUUCAUCUGAGGAUGACGCUGAUGAUGAAGACGAAACAGGAAGUGAAGACUCUGUUGAGAUGCUUCCAUCAGGAAGAAAAAUGUCCAUGAAACACAAAAAGUUUCACAAAUAUGCCAAGAUGAAGCCUCAAAAGUUGGUGUUUUUGCAAGCGGGAACUGGUGAGGUUGAUACUGAGAAAAAUGUAUAUUUUAAUGGGGACGUGAAAGAUGCCAAACAAAAAGAUCCCAAAUACUCUACAAUUCAAGCAAAAGUCUCAAAGAUAUCAACUAAAAGACCACCUACCCGCCCAAUAAGAAGCAGAAAAAUAAAGGAAGGUGGCACCACCAUCCGUCCUACUCAAAGUGUCACUACCAGUCACCAGUGGUUUUGUGAUAAGCUUAUAGACCUUAGUCACACCACUGAAUCACCUGUCGUAAAGACCACUCCUGGUAACAACAAACAAAGUUCAACUGAUCCUAAGAUAUCUCACCAAGGUCCUCAGGCACCUGCGGACCACAAGAAAAGAGUCAAAGCUGUCUCUGCCCCUUUAACCGAGGUUUUCUCCCACCUCCACAUAGCUGGAAGAGCAACUAAUCUUGAACAUCCCUUUGCUUCCAGCUAUUCCAGACUGGCAUUUGGAGGAGAGGUAGAAGACAGUGAUGUGUAAAUCCUGUGGGGCCUUGAAGAUUGAUCGUCUUCAGUCUAUUAAAACUCCCAAGGCCAAGACUCAAAAUUGUCUCCUUUAUACUUGAACCUAGCAAAAGAAAUACCUGUCCAAGAAAAAAAGGAAAACAACAAACAAAAACCCAUCUGACGGUCACCGUGAGAAAAUGUUAAUAUCACUAGAGUUUUAAUUAAAAAAAAAGUUUCUGUUUUCCUUGAAAA
Molecule: messenger RNA, 3234 nt
Organism: Rattus norvegicus (Norway rat)
Lineage: Eukaryota; Metazoa; Chordata; Mammalia; Rodentia; Muridae
Source: RefSeq, a predicted model, not a curated record